This is a messenger RNA of Myotis lucifugus (little brown bat), 2050 nucleotides long. RefSeq names its product V-set immunoregulatory receptor (gene VSIR). Gene Ontology annotation, cellular component: plasma membrane. Lineage: Eukaryota; Metazoa; Chordata; Mammalia; Chiroptera; Vespertilionidae. The coding region runs from base 137 to 1078 and encodes 313 amino acids. The record is from RefSeq and is a predicted model, not a curated record. The transcript is spliced from 7 exons. Gene Ontology annotation, biological process: positive regulation of regulatory T cell differentiation; regulation of immune response; negative regulation of CD4-positive, alpha-beta T cell proliferation.
CUGCUUUCACUUGCUACUCCAGGCACUCACUUCACUCACUGCCGGGAGGGUGUCUGCCCUGCAAACCAAGAGUUCGCCCCGGGCGCCGCUCAGCCCAGCCGUCCCAGCCGCUCCACCCGGCCCGACCGACGGUGACAUGGGCUUCCCCCCAGUCCCGGAGGCCUGCGGCCGGCGCUGGGGGCCUGUGCUCCUCGCUCUCUUCCUGGCUGCUUCCCGAGGUCUGGUGACAGCCUUCAAGGUCGCCACGCCGUAUUCCUUGUACGUGUGUCCCGAGGGCCAGAAUGUCACCCUCACCUGCAAAAUCUUGGGCUUGGGCCCCGUGACCAAAGGGCACGACUUGUCCUUCUACAAGACAUGGUUCCGCAGCUCACGGGGUGAGGUACAGGCCUGUUCCGACCGUCGGCCUAUCCGCAACCUCACGUUCCAGGAUCUCCACCUGCACCACACUGGCCACCAGGCCGCCAACACCAGCCAGGACCUGGCCCAGAAACAUGGGCUAGAGUCGAUCUCCGACCACCACGGCAACUUCUCCAUCACCAUGCUCCACGUGACCCCGCUGGACGGCGGCCUCUACUGCUGCCUCGUGGUGGAGAUCAAGCAUCACCACUCGGAGCAGAGGGUCUAUGGAGCCAUGGAGCUGCAAGUGCAGAGCGGUGAUGAAGCACCACCCAAGUGCAUCGCAUACCCAUCCUCCCCCAGGGAGAGUGAAAACAUCACGGCUGCCGCCCUGGCUACGGGCGCCUGCAUUGUGGGCAUCCUCUGCCUCCCCCUCAUCCUGCUCCUGGUCUACAAGCAAAGGCAGGUGGUCUCCAACCGCCGUGCCCAGGAACUGGUGCGGAUGGACAGCAACGCUCAAGGAAUUGAAAACCCAGGCUUUGAGGCCUCUCCAUCCUUCCACGGGAUGCCAGAGGACAAGCCCAGGCCUCCACUGACCUACAUGGCCCAGCGGCUGCCGUCUGAGUCUGGGCGCCACCUGCUCUCUGAGCCCAGCACACCUCUGUCUCCCCCAGGCCCCGGGGAUGUCUUCUUCCCAUCGCUAGACCCCGUUCCUGACUCCCCAAACUCUGAGGCCAUCUAGACCAGCCAGGGGCCAGUGAGCAGCUGUGGCUGGGCCCGGGGCCAGUGCAUUUGGGCCAGACUGGCCCUCUGAGUGUUCCCUUGGCCGUGGCCCUGGUUUUCUCCCUCCUGCUCUGAGCACAGACUCGUUGAGAUACCCCUGAUGGCCAGUUUCUUAAUCCCUCUGGAUGCUACAUGGCAGAAGUGAGAAGGUGUGGAUCACUCAGCUCCUAUCUCAAGAAUGGCGGGGUGUGGGGAUCCCACCGCAGAGACCUGAAAUCCACCAGCUACAGCCGCCAAAUGACCUACAGCCUCCAAGCCCCAGAGUUCCCGCUCUGUGGCAGCCACUCAGGGACAUGAGCCUUGGGACUCGACAGCUGGGACAAGAUGGGUACUGAGCAGACCCCGCAGUGCUGCUCUCCCUGGAAUGAGACACUGACCAGAUGUGGAGGGAUUCCUCUCUACCCCACUGUGUUGGACCGGCUCCCCCAUCUCAUCUGAGGCUGCUCAUCUGUCAGACUCACUCUUUGUAACCAUGGGGCUCAGAGCUAGGCCUGCCUGUCUUCAGGGCCCUGGGAGCCUCCCCAACAGCCUCCUACCAGUAACCUCCCCUAGGAGCUGUCAGCAACUGAAAGAAAUCUGGGGCUCCCACUGCCUGCACUCUGGUCUCCAGAGUUCACUGGCCAGAGGCCCCAAAACAGGAAGUACUCGUUGGGGCACGGAGGCCAUUGUGAGCCAACUGGCAUCUUGGGCAAUGGAGGCCAGGCCCGAGGUUGCUCACCCACCCCAGGUGGGGGUGGGGGUGAGGGAGAGCCCAGGGCCUGCUGGGAAGUGAGUGGAGAGGGCGCCAUUAGCGCUGUCUUCCCCAUCGCCCUCCUCCACUGCUCAGUUUGGCCACUAGAAAGGGUGACCACAGACUGUACUGUCCAAACUGUGACACUUUUGAGAGUGAAGAGGGCAUACUAUUAAAGAGCUCAUGGGCAACAGGUGCAAA